UUUCUUACCAAAAACCGCAGUGGCAGCAGCAGCAGCAGCAAGCGAGUGUACGUACAGAUAACGACAACUCGUUAUCUGUACGUAAGGAAAGAUAUUCUCAUAACGUUUGCCGCUAUUUCCUACGUGUUCCUGAAGCUCUUCCAGUUAUUUACGCUUGGCCAGAUUGGACUCUUAGCCGCUUCUCGAUUUCUGUCCUCUUUCGUCUACAAUCAGCAUAGCGGCCUGCUUUUUGUCAUUCGUCACUUUUAGGAUACAUUUAUUUAUGGCCGCUGCUGCUAAGACGGCAGCGGCUGCCGUAUAGUAUUAUACGGUAUACAUACGUGGCCGCUGUAUCCGCCGAAGCAUUUGCUCGACUACGGCCGUCACGACGCCGCGGCUUAAUUCCAAUAGCGCUAAGUACGAUCAUAUCCCUGUGUCGCUAGCGGAGGCUGCCUGUCCGACAGUCGCGAGGCAGCUGUAGCGACAUCGGCAGCGACAACGGCGACCAGAAGUCAACAACGAACAGCAAAAUUUGCUCGGCGUACGUAUCUUGACCACUGCUGCUGCUGCCGCCGGCUCCACGGACGGAGAAAUAGAGGAAGACAGGGAGUCCGAGGCCACAUCUAUCGCUCGAUCUGUUAGUACGCUCUUUCGCGUGUGUGGCGUGCUGCUACCGGCGCCGUCUGUGCUAGCGGCGGCAGCAGCAGCAGCAGCAGCACUGGCCGCUGUGGCCAUCCGCACUUACCCUUCGUCUCCGCCCGGAUCUACUUUUACUACGGGCAGCGUUUGUCAAUGGGCGUAGUAGUCGUGUCAUUGUGGUCGAUGUCGGACGAGGAACAGUCGCCGGAACAGCCGCCGCAGUGGCAGCAGCUGCUCUUGCUGAAUAGUGGCCAUAGCACACAUUUGUAGUGGAAUCCUUGAGGGCGCUAGUCAGCGGCCGGCCAGUGCUAAUGGUACCAGUUGAGGCAUAAGGCCGCUUCACGACUCGACAGUAAACAUGGCCGUGGUGAGUCGCAUUCACUGCAAAAAUAAGCCGCUGGCAUGACAGCAUAUACGAGCUUUCUAGCGUUCGCAACGGUGGACAUUUCAACUGUACAAUAGCACAGCUGUCACCGCUGUUGUCGUUGCAACAAAAUUGGACCGGAUAGGGCCGCGCUAGAUCGAGCGUACGCCUGCCAAACGAGUAUCUGUCUGUCUAUUCUGCCAGCGUAUCGUUGCGUGCUGAUCGACCGCGCCAUAGGUGCACUUGCCGGUUGCCAUUUACUGCCGGUGACAAGCAGCGAUCAAGAGCUGGCAAACGCUGCGGGACGUGCGGUUCAUCGUUGACGUUCGGUCGCGCUCCUCUCGGAUGUCGAGUACGAUUGAAUUGAGUCCCUAAGUUGGAACUCAACAGUAAUCUGUGCUCGCCCCAUCGGGCGUAUAGGAAAUGAACGGCUCCAACAAUUGUACUGGUUCUAAUAGUGUUCGUAUUCGAAGCAGCUGCGUAGGGAAGUAUUAUUAGUAAGUAGCAUCCUCGCGGGAUUGCCAAGUCGUCCAAAAGGAGAAGUCCCUAAAUGCGCCAUUUUGCCCGCUACUCUCCAGGGCUACACAGAUACGGAUAACAAGAUCAUUAUGAGAAAAAACGGCACUAGCAGAAACGAUAAACAAUUUAACGGUCGUAGUAUCAAUAUACCGACGACCCAAUACAACUGUCUAUAAGAUCGCGCAUUCUGUCGACAACUAUACGUACUCCGUCGGUAGGUCUCAAUGAUUGUUGAUGACAUAAUAGCAUUGACAGGUAGAGUGAGUGCGGUGGCCACCUGUAAACUAGCUCCUUGUGCUAAAUCCAUAAAGGUUGGCUUUGUGGUAAACGAAGGCAGAAAACGGGAAAUUGUUGUCGCCCUAUGGAAGGUGGUGAGGAAGUCCUUAUCACGAUUACUAUUGAAAUUGAUCAAAGUGCUGGUUCUCAACGUGUCGACAGCCCUCAUAACUGAGCUAAAAGAAAGAAGUGCACUCGUAGUUCUCGUUUUUAUUGUGCCCCAGUUACGCCCGUCUUAUUUAGGUACAAUUGUGAAUUCUGUGCGUCUUCGUCUUCGUCUUCAUCUUUACACGUUGAUAAUUAGUGUCAGUCAGUGGAUAAUUACGUUAAUUGUUCGCUUUACUAUUAUAAUUACUAUUACGUGGCUACAACCCUGCGUUUUCUUCAUUAUCGGUAGUGAUUGUGCAGCUGAUAAUAGGUGAAGGUCCGCCCGGUCCGUGACACUAACCCAGCGUCCCAGUUGCUCCACGUUGUUCCUACCAUUCCGACCCAAGCAUCUGGCAUAAUUGCCGCCUUACUGUCGUCACCGAACAAGCGUCUACAACCGGCUCGCUGUGCACAAGCAUUUAGCGAAAAUGAGAAAACAGCGUAGUCGAUGCGUGUACGUUGCCGAACGUUUUGGCGUGUGCUCCUUUUUCUUGUGCGUUCCGCUGCCUCUCUCACUACUUCUGGCAGGGGUUUUUCAGGCACAGGGAGCUGUCGGCUUGAAUUCAGACCAGAAAGCGGCAUCGAAGCUACUUCGGCCGCGGCCCGAAGAAAGAUACCAUUUUCCCCAAGCGCUUGAUAUACCCACGCCCCAUAGAAUGCCCGAAGUAGACGUAGAGACCCUAUUAAAUAUACUCGGAGAUGACUUUCAGCCAAAGUAUAUGAGCAUCACAAAUCCCAACGAUGAUGAAUUGAAAUUAAGCAACAGCACCAAAAGACACCGACAGCAUAAACAGCGUAAAAACAGCGCCUCAAGUCGGGAGUCCUUGAAGGCGCUAUUGAGUGGAAGGCUUUCAGAGGUUCCGCGUGGUCAACCGGAGUUUCGACGUACACUGCGAAGAUUUCUACGAAAACAUACGGAGUGCCGAAUCGCUCGUUAUUGGCACGAUCUGGGCGAUCGAUACUUCCCUCGUUACGUUCGUGAAGGCACCUGUCAACAAACGCACGUCAGCUGCUCGAUACCUCCUGGGAUGUUAUGCCAACCUCACAAACAAAAAGAGAUUAAGCUUCUUUGGUGGCAUUGCACGACGGGCGGAUAUUCGACACGAACUCAGGUCAACCAGCCUCACUACAAUCUCGAAAGGCAAAAGUGCCGAUGGAUCAAGAUGAUUUACCCUGUGCUAAGUGAAUGUACGUGCAAAUGUAAGGCCGAAGACGAGUCGUGACGCACGUUCAGCGAAUUCAAGCGCCAAAACGCAGCCCGCCGAGGAUCAACAAGCGGUCAUCUAGGAGACGGAGUAGUUGUCUGUUUACACUGUGUCCUCCUCCUGGCUCACCUUACGAGCUCAAAAGUGAGCCUACACCGAAAAAUGAGAAUAUAUAACGAACAAUCGUAAAAACAGGCUACCGAAAAUUACAAUUAUGGCAUCGUCGAUUUCAGAUUUGGAGGAUUCAUCAAAAGUAGAUCUGCUGAAAGAAAGAUUUCAGCAAGCAUUUCCGAUUGAAAGCUAGUAAAAAACGAGUCCCACCACUCGCAUUUCAACAAGAGUGGUGGGACAGUGUGGGCCUUGGCAAACUGAUCUAAAGAAAAUCGUCAGUAUGCGAUUACCUACAAUAUGAUUGAAGUAUAUACGACUGGCAUAAAUUUUUCUGCAUUGUCCAGUUUGGAAAAUAAGCAAAAUAGUAUCGAAGAUACGUCAGCCCUUCGUUGCACAUAUGAAGUACAUCUGUACAAACGACUCAAGUCUAUGCCCAAAUGAAGCAAGAAUCCUUUUUUAUUGAAUCGUUUUAUGCGUAGGUUCUUGUUAUUGAUGCUGUCUGACGGUAAAUGCGCUGUUCAAACGAGAGAAUUACCUCAAAAAGGUGAUAGAAGGACUAUCACAAAAUAACUUUAGUUAUCGAAUAGAAAAAGUAGUAAUAGUAAUUAUGGUAGUAGUCUAUUAAACAAUUGAACAACACAUUUCCUUAUAUUCAUGGAUAAAAACACACGCAUAUGUAUGUAUAUAUGCCUUGUGUGUAUAUAUAUAAUGUUCGUGUGAUGGGCGAAUAGGUGCUUCACGAUACCCUACAGUGUCAUCUAUAUGUUAGGCCCUUUCCUCCCUAUCAUGUUUGGAGUGACCCAUACAAUAUUUAUAUACAAAUGAUACUGCAGAUUGUGGGUAUAGUUAGCGGACAAAUUUUUAGCGCCAUACUUAUUGCUUCUUCGACAUCACAAGACAACAUCUAGAAUGUCCUUAAUAGGCCGAAGCCUAUAUCCGUCUGCUGUUUGGUUCUGGACCCCUCGUGAGUACUUACUCUGGGCUCGAGAACUGCUCCUUUGUCUGUUUAGUGUUUUAAUACAGUUUCAAUUGAAAUCCUAUAAUUUGCCAUUUGUAAGUGCUUGGGAACCGCUCGGAGUCUGUGUCUCUAAGGUUUAAAAGCAGACCAUUGCCACUGGACGAAUACUACGAUGGCUUGGCGUGACAAACCUGACGUUUAUCACUUCCGAUGUUCUGUGACUAUUUCUGCUGGAGAACUGGUGUAUGGACAUGCACAAAUAUAUGGGAAGUCUCCUUCGCGUGCUGCGGUAUAGAUUCUACGAUUGUGCUAGUGUUUCACAGAUCUCGAGACAACAUAUCCCUGCCAUCACCCGCAUAUCAAUAAACGUUGAUACUGUCUUAAUACAAAUUAUGUUACGCUUAUAAAUGUUUCGGGUUUUGAGGCCUGGCAUCAUCGUUAGGUAUAAUAUACAUCCAACAGUUGGCUUCCUACCAUGAAAUGAAUUGUCUACCUCUGGCUUUUAAAUAUACGCCUCAUAUGCGUCCCUAUUGUUCAGAACUAUAGAAUAACUGUCUCAUAGAUUUCGAGAUAACUAUGCAAUAUAUUCCUAUAUAUAUAUAUACAUUAUUGUCACGUUUAGUUUGUAUAGGUGUAAAAUAAACUUUGAUUUAUCAGCAUCAAAUGGACUAACCAUGACAAUCAGACAAACAGUAAGAAAAUCUACUAAUACGAGUACUGUAUAUUCAGCAAAAAUUUAUUUUUGUCAUCUGUAUAUUUCAUACAAUUCAGGAGACGUGAUAGAUGAAAAUACAUAGGGACGAAAUUUACCUAUCAUUCGCCAUUAUCAGCUGUGUCUCUCUCUCACAGAUCUUUCAAGAUGCCUUGCUACCAGUAGCCAUAAUCGGAUUUAGCGUCCCAAUCAUCAAUCAUCACAACCGAUAACGUAAUUGCAUUGAAAUAUCGACAAAAACUAAGAUAAUAAUCAAUCACCACAUAUCUAUCUCCCUUUUCUCGUCAUCAAUAAGCAUCACUAUUGCCACGCUCGCAUCAGACAAACCGUUCUACCUGCUGGUACAAACGCUGUAGAACAUGGGCAAAGUGUGGAAGGCAAUGUCCCAUGUUCGAUGAUAGCCUUUGUCACAAUAAGGAGCGAUCCAACCCUCAACGGUACGCGCGACUCAUUGAUUCACUUCGUACUUUUCUUCCUUUUUUUAUCGGAGCGUCUCAGUCGGAUAUGUUGGUUGCAGCGAGACGAAAACAUCACGACGAGUCUCACAAAAGAAACGACGCAGAAGUAAAUAAAGCCUAAUCUUUAUAAUGUUUUUGCGCAGGCUGUA
This is a messenger RNA of Varroa destructor (honeybee mite), 5517 nucleotides long. RefSeq names its product noggin-like. NCBI's taxonomy places the organism in Eukaryota, Metazoa, Arthropoda, Arachnida, Mesostigmata, Varroidae. The record is from RefSeq and is a predicted model, not a curated record. Gene Ontology annotation, biological process: dorsal/ventral pattern formation; negative regulation of BMP signaling pathway; negative regulation of cell differentiation.